Messenger RNA from Podarcis muralis (Common wall lizard), 3234 nucleotides. The record is from RefSeq and is a predicted model, not a curated record. NCBI's taxonomy places the organism in Eukaryota, Metazoa, Chordata, Lepidosauria, Squamata, Lacertidae.
CACAGGUCUCCUCCGUCCAUGCCCAGGAGCCAUCUGCAGCCAUGCUGAAGCAGAUCCUGGCAGACAUGUACGUGGACCCGGAGCUCCUGGCAGAACUGAGCGAGGAGCAGAAGCAGAUCUUGUUCUUCAAGAUGAGGCAAGAGCAGAUCAGAAGAUGGAAGGAAAGAGAAGUCGCGGUCACUUCGCCGCAGCCAGCAGUGAAGAAAGUCCAUGGGAAAUCCGUUCAGUGGAAGCUGGGAGCAGACGGUGACGUCUGGGUGUGGGUGAUGGGCGAACAUUCCCUGGACAAGCCAUAUGACCAGCUCUGCAGUGACCUUCUUGCUGAAAAAGUGAAGCACCAGUCACUUCAAGAAGCAGGGGCAAUAAGAAGAAACCUAGUGGAAGGCUUCACAGAACAUUCUGCCUCGUCACCUCUGCAUUUUCCAUCAGACACCCAGUUUGGGUCAGAAUCGCAAGGAGGCAGUAAAAACCUCGCAAACUGGGAUGUGUACAAAGCGGUGAAAAAAGAACCAGUUCCUGAAAAUGCCAGAAAUCAAGAAUAUGCCCAGGCUCCCACCAGUAAGCCAAGAGGUAUAGAACAGAUGUUGGCAGACUCUAUCAAUCAUUCAAGGAAGUACGGCUUGCGGCAGAGGAAAGAAGAGGAAAUGAAUACAAUCGUGAAUGACACCAGAGCACAAGAAGUGACCCUGAAUCGCACCUACGAGUCAAUGGAGAAGUUGGACAAGGAAGAUCCUGUUUGGUUGGAAACUCUGGAACGGGCAAAAGCAGCCGAUGAAAGGCGGCGCUCCCUCGCCCGACAGGCCCGGGACGACUACAAGAGGCUGUCGUUGCAAGGAACCCGCAAAGGAAAAGUGGCGGGGGUCUCCAUGGUUUUUAAGACAGGGGAGCAGAAACGGCCGCUUCCUCCUCCUCCUCUGCCACCGAAACCUAAGCAUCUCAGUGCCGGAAUGACCAACGGCAAACCAGACAGGAAGCAGGCAGUACAAAGGACUGUCUCCACUGCUACUCAGGAGGCCAUCAUUCGGUGGUUCAAGGAAGAGCAGCAACAUCUCCAAGCUGGUUUUGAGAAAUCCACGGGCCAGGUAGCACCUUGGUUCCAUGGCAUUUUAACCACCAAGAAAGCAGAAGAACUUCUAAGCGGUUUGGCACCUGGGAGCUUCCUGAUCCGGGUCAGUGAAAAGAUCAAAGGCUACGUCCUCUCGUAUUUGUCGGCCAAAGGCUGCAAGCACUUCCUGAUAGACGCUUCCGGGGAUUCGUACAGCUUCCUGGGUGUGGAUCAGCAGCAGCAUUCAACGUUAGCUGACCUGGUCGAUUACCACAAGGAGGAGCCCAUCACAUCUUUUGGAAAAGAGAUUCUGCGUUAUCCCUGUGGCCAGCAAGGGGAGGAGCCAGACUACCUUGAUCUUUUCGAGUGACGCCUGACAUUUCCAUCCUCUACCAUGUGAAGAACUUCUCUUGAAUGGAUAGAUGUGGAGUGGGCAGACGUUGACCCAGCUCCCUUCAGCUUUUACAAUACCCUCGGAAACGGCGAAGUGAUGGUGUGAGUACGUUUGGCUAAUCGAGAAGUGAAAUCUGGACAGCUGCCAGCAAGCGACAAGAAGAUACAAAGGAACAGGAAGCAGAACCAUAAAGAAAAUAGCAAAAGAAUAAAUCUAUUUUGAAAGAUAAUUACAGCAAUUAAAACUUUCCAUAGACACCUUUGUUCAGGCUGAACCCUGCCCUUGUGUGUUCCUGCUCAAUCAGGUGACAUAGAACAUUUCCAAAGUGUAAUUCGCAUUUCCUGUAAAUACUUGAAAGGGUUGUAUUAUUAUUAGCGAAAGCCGCAAAUGCAGAAAUAGGGUUGUCUUCAGAAUGGUGGGCCCUCUCUGCUCCCAUUAGCCAGUGAAUGGGGUCAAGAGCAGUAAGGCCACUGUUCGUAUCUUCAAACUGCCUCCAUUUCCUGCAAUCAGACCCCGGUGAAAUCAUGUCCCUGGCUUAUCGCCAUUUUGUCUUUGGAGUUGUUGGGGGGGGGGUGCGCCUUUAAAACCUGCCAGUGUGUCACAUCCAUGCGGGAUGGUUCUCCCAGUUUCAGCCCUCUCCAGAACUCGCUAGAAGCUCCAUCUCUGCAGGUGGCAGGUGCUAAGUGAAGCCAAGUGACUCCAGCGUGCACAAAGGAAAAUUUGUCCCCACGCUACACUGCUACCGUUUCCCCUUCGUUACUCCACAACCGCCCAGACAGACAUACUACCUGCUUCGGCACCCAGUGCAUUACAGACGGUUGCAGAGUAAAUGACCAGCAGAUAAAGAACCGUCCUUCGCAAUGGAUGCUCAUGUGUUGCGGAUGCAACGAUGGGGACUUUGAAUGCCGACUCUUGGUAUGAAAAUAGGGCUGCUAAAAAGGGGCAUUGCUGUUUUUUGCUAGGGAAUGUUAGGAGAAAUGUUGCGGGGGUUUUUUAACCAAGCCCUCUCUCUGUAAAGGAAUGGACUCAUCCAUUGCCUGAAUCCCAUUUUAAUUGUGUUCUGCAGUUCACUGCGGAGGACCAUCCUUUUUAGCCUCACACUUCCCCUGGGUCUAGAAAGCUGGGUCUGAGUGGUUUUGCAUUUGCCCCACUGCUUUCCCCCAGAAAACCCGUGGUUUAGCACUGAAUCGGGGGGGGGGGAAGUGUGGUUGGGCCCCCAUUGUGCCUUCAUGAUUUGUGCUCAUGAUGGGAUUGGCGAGGUUGUACUUGAUUCCACUUCCAAUACUGUUUGUGCCUCCAGAUGUUUCAGGGUUAACACACUGCUUCCUUUCCAAUCAGUGCACGUCCUGUAACUUUCUCCCGAUGUCCUGUCACUUUUUGUACCAGAAAUGUUCCAGUUUAUUCUCUGUCCUGCUUUGGUAGAGCUAUAGUACAAAGGGUGCCCCUCUAGACAGCAGCACUGCAGUACCACUGAGGAAGCAUCGCAGAACGAAUAAUAAAGUGGAAUUGUGUGUGGACGGUCCAGUAUAAAUCCAUCACUAAAUGCACUAUUACUGAGUCAGUGACAUGUUGCAGAACAAAAAUACCGCUUGUCUGCAGGGGCCUGGAGUGAGAAACUCUGGAUCAAGAUUUGCCAAAAUGAAAGGCAAAGUGGCUGAAAUUUUAAGAGAGACUAUUUGCCUUCUCUGUGCAGAAUCUGGGCAAGGCUCCACUAUAUAGCCUUGCUUUUCAAUUAUCAGUAUUAUCUAAUUGUUUGUACAGCUAGGUAUGUCAGGAAAUAUAUACCUUAUAUUUU